Messenger RNA from Chanos chanos (milkfish), 3696 nucleotides. RefSeq names its product slit homolog 3 protein-like. Gene Ontology annotation, molecular function: protein binding. Gene Ontology annotation, cellular component: plasma membrane. The record is from RefSeq and is a predicted model, not a curated record. The transcript has 5 exons. Bases 1 to 3696 code for a protein of 1231 amino acids. Lineage: Eukaryota; Metazoa; Chordata; Actinopteri; Gonorynchiformes; Chanidae.
AUGGAUCUCAUUAGCUGUGUACUUUUCAGCGUUUUUGUUGUGAACGCUGCUGUUUGGGGAUGCCCAGAACACUGCCAAUGCAUAAGCAACAAAGUCCUCUGCCAAAAUUUCAUUAUUCAAGACUUUCCAACCUCGAUUCCAACAACCACCAACACACUCUACUUUUUAAACACCAACAUAUCCACAUUAAAACCAGAAGAUUUUAAUGGCUUCUCUCAGUCUCUUCAAAACUUUGGGGUUAAGGAUUCAAUCAUUUCGGAGGUGAAACCACACACUUUUGAUGAAACACGUCUUCUCCGAGGCCUGCAGUUAACAGGGACAAAACUAACUCACCUUCCUGAGGACUUGUUCCUAUAUCUUCAGGCAUUAACCUCCCUGAUUCUGAGUAACAAUAGACUGCAGGAGCUCCCGUCCUCACUGUUUUCUCCUCAUGCAGCAUUAAAGAGCUUGGACCUGAGCAAAAAUCAUCUGACCACACUGCCAGAAAAAGUCUUUCAAGGUUUACAAAAUCUUGAAGCACUCAUCUUACGUGGUAAUAAUAUUCGAGAGCUCUCAGCCAAUCUCUUUGCUGACUUGGUAAACCUUAAAGAAUUGCACCUGCAGGACAAUGAUAUCUCUCACCUUCCGGCUGAACUGUUUGCAAGGCAGACAAAGUUGCAGACACUUUAUCUCUCCAACAAUCGUCUGUCAGUAUUGCCUGAAGGCAUCUUCUUGAACCUACCCAAUCUUAAUCAGAUCUCCCUUUAUAAGAAUCAGCUCCAAAAUCUGUCCUCUGGUGUGUUUGGCCCUAUGCCCCUGCGGGAUCUCUGGCUGUAUGACAACAGGCUAACAAAACUUGAAGAAAAUGUCUUCAGUAACCUAACUCAAGUCCGACUUUUGGUUCUUAGCCGGAACCAGAUCCAACACGUUUCACCUGGUGCUUUCAGUGGAAUGGCAGAGCUUGGAGAAGUGUCUCUGCACACCAACCGACUCAGUAGCCUGGAGGAAGGUAUAUUUAGAGACCUUCCAAAGUUAGUCAACAUCUCUUUGGAGAACAACCAGCUCCAUUCUCUCCCAGCAAAGCUUUUUGAUGGUGUGUCCUAUUUAAAUGAACUAGAUCUUCACAACAACUCCCUCCCAAACUUGUCGCAGGAGUUCCUCAGUUCCCUUACGAUGGUAGAUCAAGUGUUACUUUUCCAGAACCCCUGGAGGUGUGACCAGGACAUCAUACCAUUUUGGGAAUGGUUACUCCAAUACCCCAACAAAACGAAGAAUAUCAGCUCUGUGGUGUGUCAAAGUCCCUCUCACAUGAAUAACAAAGUCAUAAGUGAACUGAACAACGCAGACCUAAUGGCCCCGCCUGUUCCAACUGAUGUAACCUCGAACAACGAUUUGAUAACUCCAACAGACAAAAGGAAAAAACCUCACACUCCACCACAGAGGAGUACUCCUGUCCCUGCUGUAACCUCCACAACAUCCUCAGAGAAGAAGGACACAAGCAGUGACCAAGAAAAGGGUGAGGGGGUCAUGUCCACAAAUACACACAUGAUCAUUAUUGCUGUGGUCUGCACCGCUGCCAUUGUUAGUAUCAUUACAUGCUGUGUCUGCUGGCGGAGGAACAAACGAGGCAGCCGGGACUUAAAUCGCUUUACAACUCUCCAUGAGGAGACUCCAAAUUUCCCUUACGCUGACCCAAGAGAUACGGAGAUAAGUACUGUGAACUGCAUGUUCAUAUUUUUCUCAACGCCAAUACUUCUGAACAGCACACCAUUUGAAGACCAAGCCAACAGUCCUCUUAAAAAACUCAAGAAGCUGGAUCUGUCCCGAAACAAGUUCUCAAAUCUCAAUGGGGACUUUUUUGAGGGUCUUGACAAGAUCACAGAACUCAACCUCCAGAAUAACACAAUUGGGGUCUUAAAGCCAGAGGACUUUAAAAAACUACAAUCUCUGACAACUCUCAAACUGGCCGCUGAUAUGCCCAACAGCACCACCAACUACCACUUGCUUAAUCACAACUACGACACCACUGACAACUGUCCCAACUACACCGACAACCACCGCAAGGACAACAACCACAACACCACCAACAACUCCACAACUACACUGAACGCUGUUGUUUGGGGAUGCCCAGAACACUGCCAAUGCGUAAGCAACCAAGUCUUCUGCCAAGAUUUCUUUCUUCAAGACUUUCCAACCUCGGUUCCAACAACCACCAACACACUCUACUUUUUAAACACCAACAUUUCCACAUUAAAACCAGAAGAUUUUAAUGGCUUCUCUCAGUCUCUUCAAAACUUUGGGGUUAAGGAUUCAAUCAUUUCGGAGGUGAAACCACACACUUUUGAUGAAACACGUGAUCUCCGAAGCCUGCAGUUAACAGGGACAAAACUAAUUCACCUGCCUGAGGACUUGUUCCUAUAUCUUCAGGCAUUAACCUCCCUGAUUCUGAGUAACAAUAGACUGCAGGAGCUCCCGUCCUCACUGUUUUCUCCUCAUGCAGCAUUAAAGAGCUUGGACCUGAGCAAAAAUCAUCUGACCACACUGCCAGAAAAAGUCUUUCGAGGUUUACAUUAUCUUGAAGCUCUCAUCUUAGGUGGUAAUAAUAUUCGAGAGCUCUCAGCCAAUCUCUUUGCUGACUUGGUAAACCUUAAAGAAUUGCACCUGCAGGACAAUGAUAUUUCUCACCUUCCGGCUGAACUGUUUGCAAGGCAGACAAAGUUGCAGACACUUUCUCUCUCCAACAAUCGUCUGUCAGUAUUGCCUGAAGGCAUCUUCUUGAACCUACCCAAUCUUAAUCAGAUCUCCCUUUAUAAGAAUCAGCUCCAAAAUCUGUCCUCUGGUGUGUUUGGUCCUAUGCCCCUGCGGGACCUCUGGCUGUAUGACAACAGGCUAACAAAACUUGAAGAAAAUGUCUUCAGUAACCUAACUCAAGUCCGACUUUUGGUUCUUAGCCAGAACCAGAUCCAACACGUUUCACCUGGUGCUUUCAGUGGAAUGACAGAGCUUGGAGAAGUGUCUCUGCACACCAACCGACUCAGUAGCCUGAAGGAAGGUAUAUUUAGAGACCUUCCAAAGUUAGUCAACAUCUCUUUGGAGAACAACCAGCUCCAUUCUCUCCCAGCAAAGCUUUUUGAUGGUGUGUCCUAUUUAAAUGAAAUAGAUCUUCACAACAACUCCCUCCCAAACUUGUCACAGGAGUUCCUCAGUUCCCUUACGAUGGUACAUCAAGUGUUACUUUUCCAGAACCCCUGGAGGUGUGACCAGGACAUCAUACCAUUUCGGGAAUGGUUACUCCAAUACCCCAACAAAACGAAGAAUAUCAGCUCUGUGGUGUGUCAAAGUCCCUCUCACAUGAAUAACAAAGUCAUAAGUGAACUGAACAACGCAGACCUAAUGGCCCCGCCUGUUCCAAGUGAUGUAACCUCGAACAACGAUUUGAUAACUCUAACAGACAAAAGGAAAAAACCUCACACUCCACCACAGAGGAGUACUCCUGUCCCUGCUGCAACCUCCACAACAUCCUCAGGGAAGGAGGACACAAGCAGUGACGAAGAAGAUGGUGAGUGGGUCAUAUCUACAAAUACACACAUGAUCAUUAUUGCUGUGGUCUGCACCGCUGCCAUUGUUAGUACCAUUACAUGCUGUGUCUGUUGGUGGAGGAACAAACGAGGCAGCCGGGACUUAAAUCGUCAACCAAAAGCUAAUUCAGUUAUUUAG